Messenger RNA from Spodoptera exigua (beet armyworm), 1326 nucleotides. Lineage: Eukaryota; Metazoa; Arthropoda; Insecta; Lepidoptera; Noctuidae. The record is from the annotation of a GenBank genome assembly.
AUGGGUAUUCGGACGGCGAGUGAGGGUAGCUUUUCGCCCGACCAGAACCAGACCCAGGCGUUCCGCGCGCGCCUCAAGGAGACAAUAGACGAGCUUAAUAAGGCCCCAGGUGCAGUAGAAGACGUUCUGGACGUCGAUGAUCUAGAGCUGAUCUCCAGCCACCGAAAGCGAAUGCAGACAGCUAGCAAGCGUAGCUCGAAACCUGACCAGGAGAAAGUUUCACGGCAAGCAACCAGACCCAAGCGUACGGCGCGUAGCGUUCCGCGCGCGCCUCAAAGAGCCAAUAGACGACUCCAGAUGGGGUUCAACUUGGCCAAGGUCAUGCACCGUAAGGGCGCGGCCUGCGGACGACAGACUCUGACAUGUCGUCCGACCAGCAGCAGGCCUCGAGGUGGUGGCGCUGUGUUCCGCGCGCGCCUCAUAGUGGAGUCCUGCGGUCGGGGUUACGGCCGCAGUGGGUCACGGGGCCCACCUGAUAACGGCGGGCCAAUACCCGUCGGGGGGAUGCGACGAAUGCUUCGGCGAUACCCGCCCCUCCGACACAUGGGUAAAAGGAGGAACACACAGUCAGGAAAGCUCAAUAAGCCACCGCAGUCUCACCCUCGAGCAAGGGAUUUAAGUGUGGAAGAGCUAACAACAAGAGACGGAUUGUCUGAUGGUAAGCAAUCAGCGCCGCCCAUGGACAUCCGUAACGGAGGAGUUACGAAACCAGAACCAGACCCGAGCGUACGGCGCAUAGCGUUCCGCGCGCGCCUCAAAGAGCCAAUAGACCACCACAGACGGGGCCCUAUAGAGCUGAUGUUCAGCCGGGGUUGCGGGGUAAGUGAAAUGAUCGACCGCGACCUCGGCCCAGAGCAGGCGAAGGAACAGGGGGGUUUUCAGUCAGUUUCAAAACUGCUUGAAAGAAGCGGGCAGCGGCGAGCAGGCAGAUUACCUGAUGGCAAGCAAUCAGCGCUGACCAUGGACACCCCAAACACCCGAGGAGAGGACUGUUGUAGGUAUUUCCCCGGCAUGUGCUUCGCUUCAACGCGUUGCGCGACCGUCGAGCCUGGCAACACUUGGGACCUGGCUCCCUUCUGUGGACGCAGCACCUGCGUCGUCAGUGAGGACCAGCCACCCAGGCUUUUGGAGCUCGUUGAAGACUGUGGACCUCUGCCACUCGCCAACCCCAAGUGCAAGUUGGACACAGACAAGACCAACAAGACCGCGCCUUUCCCCGGCUGCUGUCCUAUCUUCACUUGCGAGGAUGGAGUAAAGUUGGAGUACCCCGAGCUCCCCACCCCCCCUCCUGAAGCAGAGAAGAAAGAAGAAGAAAAGAAAGCUUAA